UUAUAUAUCUGUAGGCAUUGGACUCUAUUGUGAAAGCGUUGACACUGUGUUCACCGGACGACUUAUCGUGUGCGCACCUGUAUGUAGAGCACGGGGAUAUAUUGCGUGAUUUGCGUGAUUGGCAAAGUGCUGCUGAGAGCUACAGAAUCGCGAUAUCCCUGGACAGCAGUAUCUCGCGAUCGCAUUUGAAUUUAGCGGUGAUUUGCCAUUUGGAGGGCGACUAUAAGACAGCUCUGCAUCACUACCUUCAGGCCCAUACAAUCGAUGCCAUCGAGAGUCUCAAUCCUGUCAUGUCGUGCGAUGAAGAGUUGAGGCGCAAAACCCAUUGA
Molecule: messenger RNA, 329 nt
Organism: Oppiella nova
Lineage: Eukaryota; Metazoa; Arthropoda; Arachnida; Sarcoptiformes; Oppiidae
Source: the annotation of a GenBank genome assembly